This is a messenger RNA of Rhodamnia argentea, 835 nucleotides long. RefSeq names its product myb family transcription factor PHL7-like. The record is from RefSeq and is a predicted model, not a curated record. The coding region runs from base 1 to 750 and encodes 249 amino acids. The transcript has 6 exons. NCBI's taxonomy places the organism in Eukaryota, Viridiplantae, Streptophyta, Magnoliopsida, Myrtales, Myrtaceae. Gene Ontology annotation, molecular function: DNA binding; DNA-binding transcription factor activity.
AUGGGCUCGAGCCGCGGUUCGCACGGCUUGGGGAAGGAGCGCCUGCGCUGGACCCAAGAGCUGCACGACCGGUUUGUGGCGGCCGUGGAGCAGCUCGGUGGCGCCGACAGGGCUACGCCUAAGGGGAUCUUGAAGGCUAUGGACGUUCAUGGACUCACCAUCUACCAUAUCAAAAGCCACUUGCAGAAAUACAGGAUGUCAACACUCGUUUCUGAGCAACCUCCCAAGAAGUUUGAAAGGCGGAGCAUUUCUGAAAUAUUUCCUAAUUUUAGUGCUAUAUGUGGUGCUCAACUUAAAGAAGCCAUCAGACAAGCCCAAAUGGACUAUCAAGCUCGAUUAAGUGACCAAGACGAGGUUCAGAAGAACUUGAGGCUCAAAAUAGAAGCACAAGGGAGAUAUUUUCAGAGAAUGAUGGAUGACCAUUACAACGUCCGGCCAUCGAACAUCGGCAUGAGGCCGAACAAGCGGAGCUUCCCCUCCGUUUCGCUGCCCUCCCUCUCGGAGGAGUCUGAGUCGCGCGUCAAGGAAGCCGAUUCCGACUCGGAAGGCCCCGAGGAAGUGCUGAUCAGAGCUCCAAAGAGGCCUAGGACCUCCCAAGACCACGACUCCGAUCCGAACGUUUACAACUACCCCGCGAUCACCGCCGCGAGAGACACGAACAGCGGUCCAUCGUAUGAUCCCGGCGACAUCAGCUUUCUGUGGAAUCUUGCCUCAUGCCCAUCUCCAGUGUUGGGGCCAAGCUUCCUGUAGAGUUUUGGAGAGACGUUCAUGAACUCUGAUAAAUAAGAAGCAUAAUAUUACGAAAAAAUUAGAGCCUACACCGUUGUUGUAAGAA